AUGUUCUUGGCUAGACCGACCUCCGCCCGAGCACGAUCCUCCGACAGCGGCGCUCCUGCAUCACCUCCAUUCAACUCCUUAGGCUGGCCGCUGGACUUAUCGGAGCCGCGUGUCCUUGGGCUGGCAGCUGUCGGCGUGGUGUCGGCGUCUUUGAGCAGCUGUGCCCCUGCUCUUGACAAGCACAUCCUCACCGCUUGCGAGUCAAUCCGCAUCGCGCACGUCCAAUCGGCCCUCACCUCCGUGCUAUCAUAG
Molecule: messenger RNA, 252 nt
Organism: Schizophyllum commune H4-8
Lineage: Eukaryota; Fungi; Basidiomycota; Agaricomycetes; Agaricales; Schizophyllaceae
Exons: 3
Coding region: 1-252 (83 amino acids)
Source: RefSeq, a predicted model, not a curated record